This is a messenger RNA of Ictidomys tridecemlineatus (thirteen-lined ground squirrel), 4748 nucleotides long. The record is from RefSeq and is a predicted model, not a curated record. Lineage: Eukaryota; Metazoa; Chordata; Mammalia; Rodentia; Sciuridae.
GCGCGCCAGCCUGGCUGUGCGUGCUCACGUGACAGGUCCGCGAGGCCCAGCUCGCGCAGUCGUCCGAGCGAGCGAAGAUGGCGGCCGAGAGGGAGCCUCCUCCGCUGGGGGACGGGAAACCCACCGACUUUGAGGAACUGGAGGACGGAGAAGACUUGUUCACCAGCACUGUCUCCACGCUAGAGUCGAGCCCAUCUUCUCCAGAACCAGCUAGUCUUCCUGCAGAAGAUAUCAGUGCAAACUCUAAUGGCCCAAAACCUGCAGAAGUUGUACUAGAUGAUGACAGAGAAGAUCUUUUUGCAGAAGCCACAGAAGAAGUUUCUUUGGACAGCCCAGAAAGGGAGCCAAUACUCUCCUCGGAACCUUCUCCUGCAGUCACACCUGUCACCCCUACUGCACUCAUUGCUCCUAGAAUUGAAUCAAAGAGUAUGUCUGCUCCUGUGAUCUUUGAUAGAUCCAGGGAGGAGAUUGAAGAAGAAGCAAAUGGAGAUAUUUUUGAUAUAGAAAUCGGUGUGUCGGAUCCAGAAAAAGUUGGUGAUGGCAUGAAUGCUUACAUGGCAUAUAGAGUAACAACAAAGACUUCUCUUUCCAUGUUCAGCAAGAGUGAAUUUUCAGUUAAAAGAAGAUUCAGUGAUUUUCUUGGUUUGCACAGCAAAUUAGCAAGCAAGUAUUUACACGUUGGUUAUAUUGUACCACCUGCCCCGGAGAAGAGUAUAGUAGGUAUGACCAAGGUUAAAGUAGGUAAAGAAGAUUCAUCAUCCACAGAGUUCGUAGAAAAACGGAGAGCAGCUCUUGAAAGGUAUCUUCAAAGAACAGUAAAACAUCCAACUUUACUACAGGAUCCUGAUUUAAGGCAGUUCUUGGAAAGUUCAGAGCUGCCUAGAGCAGUUAAUACUCAGGCUCUGAGUGGAGCAGGAAUAUUGAGGAUGGUGAACAAGGCUGCGGACGCUGUCAACAAAAUGACAAUCAAGAUGAAUGAAUCGGAUGCAUGGUUUGAAGAAAAGCAACAGCAAUUUGAGAAUCUAGACCAGCAACUUAGGAAACUUCAUGCCAGUGUGGAAGCCUUGGUCUGUCAUAGAAAAGAACUUUCAGCCAACACAGCUGCCUUUGCUAAAAGUGCUGCCAUGUUAGGUAAUUCUGAGGAUCAUACUGCUUUAUCUAGAGCUCUGUCUCAGCUUGCAGAGGUUGAGGAGAAGAUAGACCAGUUACAUCAAGAACAAGCUUUUGCUGACUUUUACAUGUUUUCGGAACUACUUAGCGACUAUAUUCGUCUUAUUGCUGCAGUGAAAGGUGUAUUUGACCAUCGAAUGAAGUGCUGGCAAAAAUGGGAAGAUGCUCAGAUUACUUUGCUCAAAAAACGUGAAACUGAAGCAAAAAUGAUGGUUGCUAACAAACCAGAUAAAAUACAGCAAGCUAAAAAUGAAAUACGAGAGGAAAUUGAAGAGUGGGAGGCAAAAGUACAACAAGGGGAAAGAGAUUUUGAACAGAUCUCUAAAACAAUUCGAAAAGAAGUAGGAAGAUUUGAGAAAGAACGAGUGAAAGAUUUUAAAACUGUUAUCAUCAAGUACUUAGAAUCCUUAGUGCAAACACAGCAACAGCUGAUAAAAUACUGGGAAGCAUUCCUACCUGAAGCCAAAGCCAUUGCCUAGCAAUAAGAUUAUUCCUGUUAAGAAGACAUUGGAUGUUUGUUCCAGUCAUGCUGAAUUCCACAAUGAAAUCAUUUAAAACCAUCUAAAUAAACCACUAUAUAUUUUAUGAAUUACAUGUGGUUUUUUUACAUAUAUACACAUAUAUGUAUAUAUGUGUGUGUGUGUAUAAGACAUACAUACACACACACAUAUAUAAAUACACUCUGACAUUUUAUUACAAGCUGCAUGUCCUGACCCUCUUUGAAUUAAGUGGACUGUGGCAUGACAUUCUGCAAUAUUUUGCUGAAUUGAACACUAUUGUGUCUUAAAUACUUGCACUAAAAAGUGCACUGCAAGGCCAGAAGAUUUUACAAUAUUUUUUUCUUUAUAAUAUGUUCUGUAGUACCUUACCCUCUUUAUGAAGUGAAUUAUCAAUGCAUUGGUUAUUGUUCACUUAUACAUUCCUGUACAGAAAUUAUGACUUUGUGAUUACAGUAAUAAAAUGAUAUUCCUUGUGAAGUAUUAGUAACAAAUUAUUUGGGUAUGUAAACAUAUUAGGGAUCUUUUGGAUAGAAACAAGUAUUUUCUUCUAAAUAUGUAUAGUUGAUGCUGUAAUACCUUAAAUAUUUUAAUUGACAGAAAAAGCUGAACUCUUUUAUUAUUAAAUGAUUAAAUGAAGCUUAUAAAUUUUCUUAUGAGAUCAUCACAAAUCAAAGAACAAUGAUCUCUUAGUUGUUUUAGGUAAAGAGAAUAAUUGUCUUUGUUUAUUUUAACCAUCCCUGUCUUAAGGUGCCCAAUUUAGGAAUUAGGAAAAGUGUUUAUGAGCUUCUGAUACAAGUCCCAUGGAUAUUGCUCCUCUUCUAUUAUCUUCAGAAUUUAAGAUAUAUAUUUUUUUUCUUGAAUUUUCUUGUUUUUUAAAGUAAUUCAGUUUUGGUUACAAUGGCAAAGAAUGGUAUCAUGUUUAAAUACAGAAUGAUAUGAUGAAUAACCAAGGAUACUAUAAACAAAUUUGAAGUAAAACGAAAUAUUGCUUUGUCUUUGGCACCCUUCAUGUCCUUGUUGUAUCCUACUUAAAUGACUAUUCUCCAAUCCUUAAUGCUGAUGGAAAUUUUACAUUCUGACUAGGAUCAGUUAUUUCCAUUUUUGAAAAUCAUUUUUUAAAACACCCCUUUUCUUAAAUUCACUGACCACAUCUCUCUUCCACAGAAAUAAAAUAUGUGGACUUAAUUUCUUUAAGUAGUUUAUUGGAUACAAUUAAUGAAUCAUGGUAUCCUCAGUGUGUGAUUUAUUUGAAAUAUUAGAGAACUGUAGUUAUUUACAUUUAUAUUCUUAGAACCCAAGAGAAUACCUGACACAUAUUUAAUAAUAAAGGCUUGAUGAAUUUAACAUGAAAAAAAAUCCCAGAAGAUGCAAAGUAAUGUUUACUCUUUUAAUAAAUGGAAGCAGAAACAGUAUAGUUUUCUAUUGUUGCUUCUACUGGAAACAAAUACCUUUGGGUAAUUCAUAGUAGUAUAUAUCAGAUACUAUCUCAUUGCCUCAUUAAUAUUGAGUAGAAAUUAGACUUUUGAAGAACAGUUUCACUGGAAUUGUAUCCAUAUAAUUAUAUUUCUAGUAUUAUAUCCAUGGUUAUGUUACUUCCAACAAUAUAUUUUAUGCAUGUUAAAUAACUUAGUUAUUCAAGCCAAAAAUCUUUCAUUCAGCUGUGGCACAUUAAUUAGAAUAUUUAAUAUCGCCAAAUAAAAUAGUAAAUAGUUUUAGUCUUGGUGAAAGCUGAGUUUGAAGAAAGUAACAUCCAGACUUCAUUCCUCUGACCCACAUUAACUAAAAGAUUGUGUCAGAAAUUUCAAGUAAAUUAUGUGACCUUCUGAAUGAUACCUACCAACAUUUUAGCAUGAUUUAAUUGUUUUAGCACUUCACCCAUCAGUCUUCAUGCCUCCUGUUCAUAUUGUUAAAAUGCUUUCAUUCCAGAUAAAUAUAUAGGCUUGAAAUAUUUAUUUUGGGGGUGUUAGAUGAAGCAGUGUAUGCCUGUAAUCCCAGUUUGGCUCAUUGAGGCUGAAGGAUUGCAAGUUCAAGGCCAACCUGGGCAUCUUACUGAGACCCCCAUCUCAAAGUUUAAAAAAUAAAGGCUGGAAUGUAAUUCAUGGUAAAGUACCCCUUUGUCAGAUGGAAAGUUAAAGAAGGACUAUACCAGCAUAUUAUAACAAACUGAACCUAGGGUCAAUAGGUAUUUUGUUUCUUCUGUCACUUAAUAUGUCUUUGGGCAUAUCAUUUAAACCUCUUAUUUAUAUAAACAAUUGCAUUAAAUUCUUGUUCCUUCUAGUGCCUUUCUAAAUAUUCUGUUUAAAAUAUCAAACUUCAGGGGCUGGGGUAUAAGCAGUAGAGUACCAGCAUGCACAGGCCCUGGGUUCCAUCCCCAGUACUGCCCCCCCCCAAAAAAAAUCAAACUUCAACCUGGGGAGGUGGUUCAGUGGCAGAGUACUUGCCUAGCAUAUAGGAAGCCCUGGGUUCAGGCCUCAGUAACACCAAAAAGAAAGUAAAAUACCACACUUAAAUAUAAAUAUUCUAUUAGGAAAAAAAUUCUAAUCAAAGAUCACUUUCUAUAAGGUAAAAUCAGAAUAAAAUGUAUGUGAAAAUAGAAUUUCUAACAUUUAAGAGUAUGUUUUCUUGAUUUCAUUUUUAGUGAAUUAUUUUCAACUGUUCAGCUUAAUUUAUACAUAUUUAUAUUAAUCAAAGUAUAUCUGUAUGACCAUCUUCAAUAUUUUUUAAAAAUACUGAAUACCUUUAUUCAGUAUAAAAUUAUUCCUAACCCUUAUACUGAAUGAUAUGGUUUUAAGUGAUAAGGUAGAUAAUUGCCUGAACAUGGAAACAGCAUGAAGAAAAGAUUACAGCAGAAGAUAUGUAAUUAUUAAUUAACCUACCUUUGUGAUCAGAGUCAUGAAGGAAGGUUACAGUAAUCUGUGAAUGUGGUCCUUAGAAUUUAGAUAAACAAAUUGCAUAUAAUUGCUUUUUUAUAGACAAAGUUUUUUUUAAAGGAACAAUUAAUUUUAUUAUUUAACCCAGCAGCUUCAAAAUAUUAUUUUACCUGUAAUGCAACAUAUUAAAUGUCAUUGAGAUAUCUUA